UGCAAAGACAAUGGAGUACAUCCACUAUGAAGAUGAAAACAGUCGGUACAUUACCAUCGAAUGUGUCGAGAAGAUUUUAUGCAUGCUUUCUUGUUGGGUGAAAGAUCCUAAUGGUGAUUAUUUUAAGAAGCAUCUUGCUAGAAUCCCAGAUUACAUCUGGGUUGCUGAAGAUGGAAUUAAAAUACAGAGUUUUGGCAGUCAAGAAUGGGACACAGGUUUUUCCAUUCAAGCAAGAUUGGCUUGCAAUAUGCUUGAAGAAACAGGGGAAGUUCUUAGGAAAGGCCAUGAUUUCAUAAAGAAAUCACAGGUGAAGGACAACCCUUCUGGUGAUUUUAAAAAGAUGUUCAGGCACAUUUCUAAAGGAUCUUGGACUUUCUCUGAUCAAGAUCAUGGUUGGCAAGUCUCAGAUUGCACAGCAGAAGGGUUUAAGUGUUGUCUGUUGCUGUCUCAAUUGCCACCUUAAAUUGUUGGUGA
This is a messenger RNA of Camellia sinensis, 474 nucleotides long. Lineage: Eukaryota; Viridiplantae; Streptophyta; Magnoliopsida; Ericales; Theaceae. The record is from RefSeq and is a predicted model, not a curated record.